AUGGACAUCUCCAUCAGCAUUGUGAUCUUUUUGAUCUUCUCCUACUGUGUCUGGGAUACAGAAAGUCGAAGUUUUAAUACAAUCCUAUCAGUGACAAAUGGAGGAAAGUGGGGUGAUUGGGGGAAAAAACAAUUCUGUUCUCAAGGACAUGCACAUUCAUUUUCAAUUAAGGUACAGGAAGAACAAGGUUUUGCAAGGGAUGAUACAGCUUUGAAUGGCAUCCGUCUUAACUGUGCAUCUGGGGAAGUAAUUCAGUCUACAGUUGGACCGAAUGGAAAGUGGUCAAAGAUUAUGAGUUGUCCCCAAGGCGCCCUGAUCUCUUUCAGUCUAAAUGUGGAAGCACCAGUGGGACCGGGUGAUGAUACAGCAGCCAACAACAUUCAAUUCAGCUGUCAAGAUGGGACUAUACUGAAGGGAACAGCAAAAGAAUGGGGCAAAUUUGGAGAAUGGAGUAAACGUUGCCCUGUUGGUGCGAUAUGCGGGAUUGAGACAAAGGUGGAAGGUGCACAGGGAGCAGGUGAUGAUACAGCACUUAAUGAUGUUCGGUUUUUCUGUUGCGAUUAA
Molecule: messenger RNA, 564 nt
Organism: Sceloporus undulatus (fence lizard)
Lineage: Eukaryota; Metazoa; Chordata; Lepidosauria; Squamata; Phrynosomatidae
Product: vitelline membrane outer layer protein 1-like
Exons: 3
Coding region: 1-564 (187 amino acids)
Source: RefSeq, a predicted model, not a curated record